GAAGGCGGGAAGGAAGGCGGGAGGGAAGGAAGGAAGGAGAGUGAGCAACCCCUAACCCGGCGCCCACCGCCUCCCCGCAGGACUCUGCUCGCCAGCAGCCGCACAGCCCACCCGCAGCGGAGGAGGAGGAGGAGAUCGCCGCCACUGCCGCUGCUGUAGGAGGAUCCCCGCGAUCCGGACUCGCUUCGUCUUGAGCUCGCCCGCCCGCCCGCCGGCAUGAUGCAGAUCUGCGACUCGUACAGCCAGAAGUACUCCCUCUUCAACGCCAUGAACCGCUUCAUCGGCGCCGUCAACAACAUGGACCAGACGGUGAUGGUGCCCAGCCUGCUGCGCGACGUACCGCUGCUGCUGGAGGAGCUGGACGCCGCCGGCGCCGUCUGCCCGUCCCGGGAGGCCUCCCUGCCGCCCGGCGACCCCGGCGCCUUCUUCUCCCGGCGGGACAUGUACAGCCACUACGUGCUGCUCAAGUCCAUCCGCAACGACAUCGAGUGGGGGGUGGUGCAGCCGCCGGCGGGCGAGGGCGGUGGGCGAGGGGAGCGGGGCGAAGGGGACACCCGGCUCCGUCGGUGGCGGCGGGAGCGGCGCGUCCCCGUCCCCGCCCGGCAGCGCUGCCGCCACGGCGGUGGAGGGCUGAGCCCCCGGGGCUGGGGCUUCCCUGCGACCUCCCAGGACUGCAGCCGGUUUUCUACCAACGCACAAGCGAGAGAGAGAGAGAUGUAA
Calidris pugnax (ruff) is the source of this 720-nucleotide messenger RNA. It is a transcript of the gene MID1IP1, whose product is annotated as MID1 interacting protein 1. The transcript has a single exon. Gene Ontology annotation, biological process: regulation of lipid biosynthetic process. Bases 217 to 720 code for a protein of 167 amino acids. Lineage: Eukaryota; Metazoa; Chordata; Aves; Charadriiformes; Scolopacidae. Gene Ontology annotation, cellular component: cytosol. The record is from RefSeq and is a predicted model, not a curated record.